Molecule: messenger RNA, 561 nt
Organism: Brassica oleracea var. oleracea
Lineage: Eukaryota; Viridiplantae; Streptophyta; Magnoliopsida; Brassicales; Brassicaceae
Exons: 1
Coding region: 1-561 (186 amino acids)
Source: RefSeq, a predicted model, not a curated record
AUGGGAGAUCUCGCGGUGGUUACAACAAAACCAAAGGAGCCAGGAUCAUCAUCGAUAAAGUGUCCCGUAUUGAAUGCUACAAAUUAUACUGUAUGGGCAAUCAAGAUGAAGAUAUUAUUGAAGCUACAUAAGGUUUGGGAUAUCGUUGAAACAGAAGGAACAGACGACGAGAAAAAUAACAUGGCCAUGGCGUUGCUGGUUCAAUCGAUACCCGAAGCUUUAGUGUUACAGGUUGGAGAGUUAGAUACAGCAAAGAGGGUUUGGGACGCUAUCAAAACCAGACACAUGGGUGCUGAUAGAGUCAAGGAGGCUAGAUUACAAACUUUAAUGGCAGAAUUCGACCGGCUGAAGAUGAAAGACAACGAGACUAUUGAUGAGUUUACUGGUAGGAUCUCCGAGAUAUCCACAAAGUCUGCUGCUCUUGGAGAAGAGAUAGAGGAAUCAAAACUCGUCAAGAAAUUUCUGAAAAGUCUUCCACCCAAGAAAUACAUUCAAAUCGUGGCAGCGUUGGAACAAGUUCUAGAUCUUAAGAAAACUGGUUUCGAGGACAUAAUUGGUUGA